UCAUGCGCAAAAUUUGCAUCAAAAAAAGUCAAAAAAAAGCCGUCGGCGACCAAUUUCUGUAGCGGGGUUGUUUAUUUUGUGUGCGUCCUCCGGAAUAUUCAUUCAACGAGAAUAUUCGUUAUCGUUUUGUACACACGCACACACACACAAUACACGAUCGAUCGCGUUAAACAACACCACGCCGAUUGCAAAAAAAAAAGUGAGGUAGUGCCAUGGCCGUGGACCUGGUCGUCAGUGGCAGCAGGCCCGGCACGGCGAGCCCCAAAACGGCCCGCGCCCGCUACCGCGUACGCUCCGAGGCCUCCUUCGUGGAGGAGACUCUGUUUGGAGACCCGUCGGGUCGGCCUCUGCCCUACGUGAGGCCUUUCGAGGCACCCUGGGCUGGGUCGCCUCGCCCGGCCUCGGCACCUUCCUCCGCGCCCGCUACUCCGAAAACGCCGAGCGGCAGCGGUAUGCCCAUGACUAGGAACAAGUACAGGCUGGUGAAGCACUCGCCCACGUACUGCGACGAGAUGCUGUUUGGGGGACCGCUGGCCGACUCGGGCUGGGAUCCGCCGUGGGUGUCGCGCGAGGACCGGGGUGUGCGCAUCAAGCCGCUGCUGUGGACGCCUCCGUCCUACCGGCCGCACCGCGCCGAGAGCGAGCACAAGAAAAACUCUCCGCCGCUCAAGGCCCCGCACAGAAUGGCUCCCCUGGAAACGGCACCCAUUGACGGGCGGCCAAACGUGGGCUCUGCCACGGCGUCGAUAAAUGGACGCAGCGCGGGCAGCGACAGCCACAAGUCAAAUCAGCCGGGGAAAGAGAAGCACCAUCGGACUGUGAGUUUGGGAGCGCACGGGGUGGCGGGCGACCUCGUGGUAUGCGGUUCUCGGCCCUCGUCUGCCCGCGGGGACUUUGCGAGGCCGCGGCUGGAUGGCCGGCGGGAGUCUGUGGCCUCUCAAACAGAGGUGGUUCGGCCUGGGUCUGCACGCAGGCCACAGUCGGCGCGGCUGUACGGCUCGACGGGUUCGCUAGUGGCAGUCAGGCCACCCUGGAGGUGAAGGGUCAAGAUAAAGGGUAGUGGCCAAAUUAAAUUGGGUUGUCGAUUUGCGAAGCAUGUGUGACACCCGCAAAAUAAACGAGCAACGGUCAAAGGAACAACAAAGGCAAAAGGACAUCUUUGUGAAAUUUUAUCUGCAUAACAGGGUUCUUUUUGAAACAACGGUUUCUAAAUAUUACAUGAGUACGUCUUGAUAUUUAAAAUGACUGGUAGAAAGACACUUUAACGAGCAAAAGUGUAAGAGUACCAAUUCCAAAAUGGCAGUAAAGUUGUAAUUGUCACUGUUGUGUUCCUUAGCUUGAUAAGUUAACCCUGCUGAGGCCAUCAUACAAAUGGGAUUUGUACUUUCAGUGCAGUUUUUUCCGUGUGUACUUUGCAUUAUAGUGGUGUUCAUUCGUUUUUAAUUCAGUUAUUUUUCUUGUAUAGAUUCCCUUUAACUUUCCUCUUCAGCACUUUCAGGCAAGUGAACGUGAAUGACUACUGUAUUUAAAACUUAAGCUUCGUGAUUUGAGCUGCUACAUUUCAACAUGGCGUUGCAUUGAUCAAUAGGCAGAUUAUAAAGAAGGUGUGGAAAUAUUGUUUUUAAUUGUGAAUAAAACAUGUGCCAAGACUUUU
This is a messenger RNA of Petromyzon marinus (sea lamprey), 1654 nucleotides long. NCBI's taxonomy places the organism in Eukaryota, Metazoa, Chordata, Hyperoartia, Petromyzontiformes, Petromyzontidae. The record is from RefSeq and is a predicted model, not a curated record.